Molecule: messenger RNA, 1860 nt
Organism: Owenia fusiformis
Lineage: Eukaryota; Metazoa; Annelida; Polychaeta; Sabellida; Oweniidae
Source: the annotation of a GenBank genome assembly
GUUAAAUGCUGUCUUCAUCAAUAGUACAAACAAUAUCAUAAGUUGUACAUAUAAGAGCACCGAUACUUAUUUGUCUUUGUGUUUGCGGACGAGCACUUCGGAACAAUGAGAACUUUGCUUUUUAUCGCUCUAGCCGUUUGUGCUUUUGCAAUUGUCGAAGUAAAUGCAGGACAAGGCUGCCACUAUGAAGGUAAAGAUCACGAAAUCGGAUCAACGUUUAGACACGAAUGCCUUAAAUGCAAAUGCAGUGAUGAAGGGAAACUGACGUGCAAUGACGUGAAACCCUACUGUGAGAAGGAAGUCAAAUAUGUCAAAUAUAAAAACUGUACAAAAGCAAAAUGCCCAAAGAUUGAUUGUCCGGAUGGGUCGUACACACCUCCAAGGAGAUGCUGUCCUAGGUGUUAUCCACCGUGUCAUAAACUGCCUCGGUUAGUAGCCGCCAAAAUGGAUAUAUCCGAAGAAGGUAUGUGCUGCAAAGAAGUGACAUGCAGAAUGUACUGUGAAUAUGGAUAUAAGAAAGACAAAGACGGGUGUGACAUUUGCAAAUGCAAGAUGGACCGCUGUGAUGGUUAUACAUGCGCUGAUGAUAAAAUGUGUACGGUUGAGAAUGACAAGGCAGAAUGUAAACCUAAAAUUCAAGUUAUGUCAAGAGGAAAAUGCGAUCCAGUGUUGUGUAAGAUGUACUGCGAAUUCGGCUUUGAAUCUGACGAAAAUGGAUGCGAGACAUGCAUGUGCAAAAUGAAUCCUUGUAAGGCUAGUCCAGUUCUGUGUCCAGAUGAUGACCGCGUUGCAGGUUGUGAGGGAUGCCUUGGAAAUUGCACAAUGUCUUGCCAUUAUGGGUAUAAGACUGAUGACAAUGAUUGUCCAAUAUGCGAAUGUAGAGCUAAUCCAUGCGCAAAGCCAGAAGAGGUGUGUUCGAAUGAAAUGCCUUAUUGUGUAGUGAAAUAUAAUAAGGCAGUUUGUCAAAAAUGCAGUCCUGUUAUGUGCAUGAUGUUUUGUCAGUUUGGAUUCAAGAUGAACUCAGAUGGUUGUGAAAUUUGUGAAUGUAAACCACAUCCAUGCCUUAAUAAAGAAUGUCUUCCUUACCACAUGUGUUACAUUGAAGAGGAUAGCAUGUGUGAAAAAGAUCACUGUCCCCCAGUUGCUAAGUGCAAAGCUCAUCCAUUUUUAGCAUGCAAAAAACCUGAAACAGAUGACACUGGAAAUUUCACAAUCUGUGCUGGUAAAGAAAUGGUUAACUGUAGCGAUGGGUAUGAUUGUCGUAUGUCGCCGGGCCAUUAUCCAUCUGUAUGCUGUCCAUCAUCCCAAUGUAAAUAUGGCGAUAAAAUCUACAACAUCUACGAAACAUUUGACUCAGAUGACGGCUGCAAUAAAUGCUUUUGUAUGGGAGACGGUAAUAUUGGAUGCACGUUAAUGGCCUGUCCAAAGAGAGAUUGCACCCAUAACGGAAUGACAUAUAAACACGGCGAUAGCCUUUGCCGGGGAGACGGCUGUAACACAUGCAACUGCAUUGACGGGGAGGUAGCCUGCACUAAAAUGUAUUGUCCUUACUGCAAGGCACACAUGAUUCAUGCUCUUGGUGACUACGUAGACAAUGGCGAUAGUUGUCAAAUAUGUCAGUGCAUUAAUGAUCCCUCAGGCAAAAAGGGAGCUAUCAUUGCUUGUGCAUUUAAAAAUAAUUGUAUCCCAGACCAGGAUCCAAUGCCUCGAUACAAAUGAAUAUAAUAAUAGGAUGAAUCCUAUGCUGUGUACAUGAGUUUUGGACCUUUUGGAUCUGCGAGUAAAGCUAACUUACUAGUGAAUUGAAAAAUCAUAUCUUUUGGAACUAAGCAAAAUAAAAUUCAAUUUUUCUCAUUCAAA